Diospyros lotus (date-plum) is the source of this 951-nucleotide messenger RNA. RefSeq lists its product as uncharacterized. Gene Ontology annotation, biological process: tRNA metabolic process. Gene Ontology annotation, cellular component: cytoplasm. The record is from RefSeq and is a predicted model, not a curated record. Gene Ontology annotation, molecular function: D-tyrosyl-tRNA(Tyr) deacylase activity. Lineage: Eukaryota; Viridiplantae; Streptophyta; Magnoliopsida; Ericales; Ebenaceae. The transcript has 7 exons. The coding region runs from base 122 to 598 and encodes 158 amino acids.
GCAAUCGAUAUCAAACGCGUCGGUUGACCCGAUUGAGGUCCGUCUUUCAAGAGUCCGACGUUACCAUUCCUGGUAACCCGGCGCUUGGCGGGCGAGAAAGAGGCGAAGAAAAUCCGUCAAAAUGAAAGCCGUAGUUCAGCGAGUCGCCUCUGCCAGCGUUGAGCCCUUGCAGGUGGAGGGUCGUAUCGUGUCGGAGAUCGGACCGGGCCUCCUCGUCCUUGUUGGACUUCACGACUCGGACAUUGAAUCCGAUGCUGACUACAUUUGUCGAAAAGUGUUGAACAUGAGAUUGUUCCCAAAUGAGAAAACUGGAAAAAAUUGGGACCAAAAUGUAAUGCAGAGGAAUUAUAGUGUUCUACUAGUGAGUCAGUUUACAUUGUAUGGGAUUUUGAAGGGUAACAAGCCAGAUUUUCAUGUGGCAAUGUCACCAGACAGAGCAAAGCCCUUUUAUGCUUCUUUAGUUGAUAAGUUCCGGACAUCCUACAACCCUAAUGCAGUAAAAGAUGGUAUAUUUGGAGCAAUGAUGAAGGUCAAUUUGGUUAAUGAUGGUCCAGUCACAAUGCAGCUUGACUCAUCCCAACCCACCAACUCCAAGUGAGUGCAUGCCGGACACAAUGAUCUUUACCAAUGGACUGCAAAUGGUGCUGUUGAAUAAGCAUAAAUUGGUUGGAGUCCCUCAAGUAGAAGGGCAUUUCAAGUGCCCAUAUUGAUUUCAAGACCUCUUUGAGAUUGCUUUAUGAGUUUACUUAAAUCUAUCUAGUCUUGAUGCUCAGUGUCUUUCUUUCCUUUCGAACUCCCUUUCCCUUUGCUAAGAUGGAUUUUCCAAGCAAGAUGGAGUCGACUAACAAGUGCUUAAUUGACAUUUCCGUUACUUGGAUCUUGUGGUCUUUAGCAAAUUAUGAUGUUGAAACUACAAACGGGUCAUUAGCCCGUGAUAAUCAUGAAUAAACA